AUGAGUAAAGUCAGCGCUUCUGCCGUCAGAGAUAUUGUUAACCAAAUCCAAGCUGCCUCUGCUGAAAAGCAACGCAAGUUCACUGAGACUGUUGAACUCCAAAUUGGUUUGAAGAACUACGAUCCCCAACGUGAUAAGCGUUUCUCUGGUACCAUCAAGCUCCCCAAUGUUGCUCGUCCCCGUAUGACCGUCUGUGUUCUCGGUGAUGCUUUCCAUUGUGAUCAAGCCAAGGGUGCCGGUAUGGAAUUCCAAUCCGUUGAUGAUCUCAAGAAGCUCAACAAGAACAAGAAGCUCAUCAAGAAGCUCGCCAAGAAGUACGAUGCUUUCCUUGCUUCCGAAGCCUUGAUCAAGCAAAUCCCUCGUCUCUUGGGUCCUGGUCUCCACAAGGUCGGUAAGUUCCCUACUCCCGUCUCUCACAACGACUCCUUGACCGAUAAGGCCAACGAGAUCCGUGCCACCAUCAAGUUCCAAUUGAAGAAGGUUCUCUGUCUCGGUGUUGCUGUCGGUCACCUCGAUAUGACUGAAGAUCAAUUGAUUGCCAACAUCAUGUUGUCUGUCAACUUCCUCGUUUCUUUGUUGAAGAAGCACUGGCAAAACGUCAAGUCUUUGUACUUGAAGUCCACCAUGGGUAAGCCUCACCGUCUCUUCUAA
Mucor velutinosus is the source of this 651-nucleotide messenger RNA. RefSeq lists its product as uncharacterized. Bases 1 to 651 code for a protein of 216 amino acids. Gene Ontology annotation, molecular function: structural constituent of ribosome; RNA binding. Gene Ontology annotation, cellular component: cytosolic large ribosomal subunit. The transcript is spliced from 2 exons. The record is from RefSeq and is a predicted model, not a curated record. Lineage: Eukaryota; Fungi; Mucoromycota; Mucoromycetes; Mucorales; Mucoraceae. Gene Ontology annotation, biological process: maturation of LSU-rRNA; translation.